CGUGGGACACGAUACACCUGUCGUCCUCCUCUUGAACGCUCUUUCAAAGAAGUUUACCUACCCGAGACGCAUCCGAAAGAAUGGCGGGUAACGGCGUUCCGGUUCUACUGGUCACCGCGAACGUUGGCAGUAUUUUCGAGGAGCCUAGCGUUAUGUUGAAAAUUUGGACGGAAGAAUUUUUAUCUACUAUAUUGAGGCUGGAUCCAAAGUUUAUUGCACUGCACUGCCAAGAAGUAGGUGGAAAAAAUUAUGAAGAAAGUAUGAGGCAUGUCGAAGACUUUGUUAGGUUACUUAUGUCGUCAGAAGAGUUAAGGCUGUUUGAUAAAAUCAGAGUAUUUUUAGACGAGGACUAUUCGUCUGCUGAACAUUUUACGGCACUUGGAAACUUUUACUUCGUACACGAAUCUUUGAAAGAAGUUUUGUUAUGGGACUUCCAAGAAUGUACUUUUGUACCAGUAAGUGGAAAAGAGGUUCAUUCUGGUAACAUAGAAGCAGUUGCAACCAAAGAAAAAGCAAAGUUUCCUCAGGAAUUUUUUCCAGAAUGUAAAUGGUCUAGAAAAGGAUUUCUGAGAACACGAUGGAGUAUUAGUGGAACAGUUUUUGAUCUCAUAAACAUACACUUAUUUCAUGAUGCCAGUAACUUCAUCGCUAUGGAAACGUUCCCAUCUGUAUACAGUAAAACGCGCAGGAGAGCGCUCGAGCAUACAUUAGAUAGGUUUCAUAACGAUAAAUAUCCAAAUGUACCAUACUUUUUAUUCGGAGACUUUAAUUUUAGAACAGACACGGCUAGCGUAAUUAAAAAACUUACAGAAGAUACUCAAGAAAGAACAUUAUCGAAUAAAGGAAAUGUUUCGAAACUGCAAUUUCACAAUAAAGACGAUGAUCUCAUACUAACAUUAGGAAAGAAAGAAUUUUCUCAUUUCGAACAUCAAAACGUUUUUAUGAAAAAUAGCGGACAGUGGCUACGUGAAUAUGACAAAGAGCUGGAAGACUUUGAUGGAAGACUAUUUGAAUUUCCCAUUGAAUUUGUACCCAGUUACCCGUUUGAGGAAGAUGUCAAUGAAGGUUCAAAUUAUAUGCAGACAAGAGUUCCAGCUUGGUGCGACCGAGUUCUACUGAGCUCUACAGCGAAAAUGCUAGUCCAAGAUACAUCAUCAUCGGAUGCCGUGGAAUAUGGGAUAAUAGGUCCGACAACCUGCAUGGGUGACCAUAAGCCAGUCUACUUGAGGGUUAAUCUCGCCUCGGACGAAGACACGACGAACGGGGAGCCUGAAUCGGGUACGAUGUUUGGCUUGAGUCGUGAGAUACUCAACAACAAUAACAACAACCACAACGGCAGCAACAAUAACAACAACGGCGCAACAACCAUCACGAGAUACAUACACAUUAAGCACGCGGAUUCGUCGGUUAAGAUUUUCCGCGAGACGACAGUUUGAUACCGCAGCCGCCAUUCAAACCGAAUUACGUGAACUGAUAUUUCUCGAUCGCGUCGCAACGAAUCGCAUUUAUCGAUUCUAACCUAUCGAUCGGACGCGAAUGCGAAUCGCACGGCACUGUCUUUGAACUCGUCGCGAUACACUUGCGCAUAAGUCAAGUCACGAGAUGUAUGGUAAAGUCACGCAAAGUUACGUUAACAUCGGGAUUAUGGCAGAAUUAUUUUACGCGUCGAGCAACUAGGCUAGGUUUGCGCUAUACGAACCGGCGAAGAAUGUCGCGACCGACAAGCCGUGUCCUCGAUCAAAAUAUUUUUUGCGCGCGUACACGAAAGGCAGUCUUGCUUACUUUAGGUAUGUUUACACGAAAUUCGACACAAUGUUCGUGGACCGUUAAUUCUUGUGUGACCUUUUCAAAUAAUGUAACCAGAUUUAUGAGCCCCCUAUACAAUAUGGCACGAAUUAAAGCGUACUUGCUCCUCCUAUAAGGAGAACUAUAAUUAAGGAACUUAAACUUUGAACGUCGGGAUGCUUUAGCAUGCUCAUUUAUAAAAGGCUAAACAACAUUCUUGUAUUGCAGAAGGCUAAUUGUAUUCGCGUUAGCAUUUAUGGUUUCUUUUUGAACAAUGAGAAUCGAUCACUACCUACGUUAACACUUUACCGACCACGAUUGGACAUGCAAUUAAAUUUCAUGAUAUCUUUUAUUUUUGUAACGUUCGUAUUAUAUAAUUUUCAGAUUAAUAUAUAUAUAUUAAUCUGAAAAAAAAAAUAUAUAUAUACAUAAUAUAUAUGUAUAUAUAUGUAUAUGUAUAUAUAAAAGUAAUGUCGUUUCUUUUACAUUCAAUUCAAACUUUCCAAUAAAUUUCUAUCUUUAAUUCACUAUACAAUCGCCCUCAUUGUCAGAGCAGCCUUGUCACCUAGUGUGCAAAUUUUCAAUGCCAGAAAUAUCAAUGAGCUGAUAAAUGAUAAACAAGUAUUUAAGAUGACCAAAAUGACAUUACUUUCCAGUCCACCUAAUAAUAUAUAUAUCUUAAUAAUAACGAGAGCAUACGAUGCUAUCCUGGUAAUAGACAACAAAGUAUUGCCGUGGUAAAAAUUCAACUAGUAGGCUACCAGUCGGUAAAGUGUUAAUACAACCUAUCGAUAAGUGUACGUAAUACCUACAUAUGUCAAAGGGAAAUUGAUACAUCUGGUGACGUUAUUCUUAAAUGUUGGAUUAAAGACGUGAAUGUUCUCGUAGAGCGUUUGGGUGUCGUUAAAUGUGUCAUGGAGAUACGACUGUAGCGUGGGGAAAUGAUAACUUAACAUUAUAAGUUGUGAAUGUAUUUGGAAUUAUUAAUGUAACGACGCGUAUCUGUCGGUACAAUCGCGUACGCGAUAAAUAACUGUUUUACUUUUUAAGUGUUCGGUGUUCCUACACUAUAUUCUCGCGAAGAGUUCUUCCCGUAAAGACGAGCAGAGAUUUACGAUAUAUACAUAGAUAGCGUUUUCGAGGAAUAUUGUUCGAUGCGACAUUACCGUGGCACCUUACUUUUUCCAUAAUUGUUGUUUAAACUAGGAGGUUAGAAUUGCUACGAUUGCUGCCAAAAUAAUUCGAUUUAAUUUUUUUGCAACGAUUCGAGCAGUUUGAAAUUUUAUUGCACAACGUUAACCACGAUUACCUCCGAAUUUAUAAACGGAUGGUUACACCUGAGGCGGGCAAUUGAAAUUUCCAGUUGCAACUUCGCGCGUGGCGAUUCUUUUAUUUACGACUUCGAAAGUACAGUGUAGGACGAAAUUAUAGUCCACCCAACGUUUUUAUCUACAUUUAGAGAUAUACGUAACGAAAACCUUGGUUGGGUUAUCGCUUUGUCUCGCACUGUACACGCAUGCUCGCGUAUUCAUCCCUAUCGAUAUAUCGACGGUGCUUCCACGAGAAAUCCGUCACAGUCGAAUACAUAUAUAUGUAAUUGUGUGUGGUGUUUUAUCGUAUGCGAUUUCAACCAGGGAAGUUGAAGAAAAAUUAUUAUCAUUAAAAAUUAACGAGCUUCCCUUGCGAGUCGUUCGAUGUUCAAAGAGAAAGUUGGCAAUUUCCGACGAAACUUGUUCAAAGACAUUUGAUCCACGAUAAUUUCUAAAUCCGAUCCAGUUGAACUAAAUUCGAGGGUACAUUCCACUAGGGUAACUACUAGCUAGUGAACUCCAAGCCGACAAAGCAAAUAUAUUAUAGGAAGUAAACGUUAAAAAAAAGAAAUACUCUGUAGACGUCAUAGAACGUACGCAUUUGCACGCAAUAUAACUGUACUCCCCAUGUACCUACGAUGAAUGUCAAAAAUCCAUUGCGGACGCUUGCCGCUGAUACUUAAGAGCCCUUGUAACACCGCUGCUAACUUUACGCUAUUGGCGAAUUCGCAUGGGAAUGUGGCAUUUUACUAAUGCUGUCCACAAAUACGUUUACUGAGAAGAUGAGAACGAAGUAAACUAAACUGCGACAGGGUCGAAUCAGAUGGCAAUGGAAUCAAGUAUUUUUUAAUUCUAUAUAGCAUAUCAGUAUCUGAAUAGGACUGAUUCUCCGCGCACAAACCGUAUCACACGUCCCUCGUCAAAUCGGCGUGUUGACACCAGUGAUGGGCAAAACCCUAGGCUUCGAAUAAAUCUGAAGUUU
Hylaeus anthracinus is the source of this 4077-nucleotide messenger RNA. It is a transcript of the gene 5PtaseI, whose product is annotated as inositol polyphosphate-5-phosphatase A. The transcript is spliced from 12 exons. The record is from RefSeq and is a predicted model, not a curated record. Bases 81 to 1436 code for a protein of 451 amino acids. NCBI's taxonomy places the organism in Eukaryota, Metazoa, Arthropoda, Insecta, Hymenoptera, Colletidae. Gene Ontology annotation, molecular function: inositol-polyphosphate 5-phosphatase activity. Gene Ontology annotation, biological process: phosphatidylinositol dephosphorylation.